AUGGUCAUCAAGACUGGCGAUCUCUUCGCAAUUAAAAGCGUCACUCAUGCACCGGCUUGUCAUUCCCUAGGUUAUAUCACGUCAACUACUGAAAACGUCCUGCAAAUUCCGACGGAGAAGACAUUGGUUGGGUUGCAGUUAGCUACUACGGCCAAUGGAAUCGUCGGGGCAAGACUUAUUCUGGAAGCUGGUUCUUCAACACGCGCCUCGCCAUGGGUAGGAAAUAUUGGAGCAGGUGAACCGGAUGUUGCAUUUGGGAUAUUAUCUCUGCCAGGAGGGUUAUGUCCUCUUGACUUCGCUGCUAGUUUUGAUAUGAUUUCGCUCGCAAUCAACGAAAUUGGGCUGCCUGAUACAUCUUACUGUGACUCGCAAUUCUCAGAGGGAAUGACUCCGCACGGCCUCGUUCCACAGCCGCUUUGGACGCCAUGUUGCCCAAGGGAAACAUCAUUCAUACCUGUGCCUGAGAAUCUCGAGUGCCAGACCUUCAAUCGUAUUCUCAAUAUUAACUUCGGAGGAACCAGAGGCGAAAAUUUGAAAAAGCUGACUCGAAUUGUGGUGCACAUGGAAAGCAGGACGGCCGCUUUCGUGGGUAUCAUGUUCGAGUUCGAUGGGCAAACCCCCAUACUAUGUGGAAAACAAGGUCGCACGGAGGUUUCGUUCCUUAUCAGUGGCCCUACUGGAGAGAGGAUAUCGGAAGUUAUAUACGAACAGACCUUAGCUCCCCUGGGUCUCCGGUCUCUUCGCAUUCAAACAAACUUAGGAAGAAGUGCCACUUUCGCACCCGAUGAACUUCGAACAGAACGUUCUGGAGAACUUACCUCUAUGAUCUCAUUUCCGUUGGUCGAGGAGCGAGAUGAUAGUGCUCUAAAGUAUAGCAAGGGAUCGCUGAGAGCUCCCGAAGGACAGAUAAUUACAGGGUUCACAUCAGUACUGGAGACAUUUGGCUUGCAAUGUAGCUUUGUGUCGGAUUCCACGAUACCAGGCGGCCAAGUCCAAAGCACUGCUAGUGACCCUACUCCUUCUGCUGCUGAGCUGUGCUUUUCGGUAGGAUCCUAUCUCAUUGGUGGGGCUAGAACAAGGUGUAUGGCCUACACGUAUGCUUCGUUGAAGUCGGUCAAGCGCAUUCGCUUCUCGUGCGGAUCUUCAGCUCGCCCGCGGCAAGAGAAUGAGAUAUCCGGGCUGUGGCUGGAGUAUUUUGGACCACAGCCUCCAGCAAUUAUAGGCCAAUGGAUCUCGGAGAUCGACUCCAUGGAACUUGAGCCGCAUGAAGAGAUAGUGGAAAUGGUCUUUGGAAUAUCAAAGACCGAUUUCUCUUUCAACGAGAAAUUCCAUCUCGGUCGGGUAGUUCGCAUUUCUCUCUUAACUUCUCGCAUGCAAUCAAAGCUUGUUCAGAACGUUAAGACACUCUCUGAAGAUGGUUACAUUGAGUUGAAAUUCCGGACGAACAAAAUGGAGAAGCUGGAUUCCCUUGUGUGGGCAUUCAAUGCUCUUUAUGAUCAUCCUCGAAUUCUUUCCCUACCGAGAACAGACCUGGAUCGGGGACUAUCCCUUUGGGAUCCAAGAUUCUAUCUCAACGUGUUUCCGUGGAUGGUUCCGGAGAAGAUCAUGUGGGAUGAUAUCAAUCUCCAGGGCGAGUCUGAUCGAAUCGCCACUAUUGCGGCAUAUCGAAGUCCCGUUUAUGGAGUUCAAUGCAUAACAGGCCUUGCAUUCACGUACAAGUCAGGUGAAACUCGCAUAAUCGGUUAUACGCAAGCUUCACUGGAGAGCCUCGAGGGUGGGCGCCGCCAUAAUACGGUGUCUUGUACAUUGACCGGACAACCUACGGAGACACUGAUGGAUGGCGAACCUACCGUUCAUCACUACCGGCUGGAUUUCGCUGCUUCUCAAUACAAAGAAUACACCAUUGAGCGCGGUACCGGCCGUCUGGAGACAAAAUCAAGGGAUCUUCCAAAGAAAGAAGUAGUUGGAUUGUGGGGCUUCAAUAUGGGAGACGGCAGGCUUGUUCUAGGCGUCAUAUACUCAGACAAACGCCUGGAAUAA
Rasamsonia emersonii CBS 393.64 is the source of this 2040-nucleotide messenger RNA. RefSeq lists its product as uncharacterized. The transcript has 6 exons. The record is from RefSeq and is a predicted model, not a curated record. The coding region runs from base 1 to 2040 and encodes 679 amino acids. NCBI's taxonomy places the organism in Eukaryota, Fungi, Ascomycota, Eurotiomycetes, Eurotiales, Trichocomaceae.